UGGAGUCCAUGCAACUCCAAGACAAGCAAACAGAAACAAAUCCGGGGAGUCAGCGAGGGAGGGAGAAAUGUGGAAAGAGCGGGUUCCACCAUCCCCCAUGCUCAGGAGGGGUCUCUGCCCUCGCCCUCAGGGUGGUUUCCCAUCCUUCCCCGGAAUCCUUAAAUCCUCUCUCGCUGAGGGCUCUGGGCAUCUGUCACAGACUUGUCCUGAAACGACAGCUGCUAGUGCAGUCCCUGAGCCAAUGGCGCGGCCCUGGAGCGCUGGGGAGUCACUGCUGCUGGCGCUGCUGCCGCCGCUGGCGUGGCUGGCGCAGGCGGGCCUGGCGCGCGCCGCGGGCUCGGUGCGCCUGGCAGGCGGGCUCACUCUAGGUGGCCUGUUUCCUGUGCACGCGAGGGGCGCAGCCGGCAGGGCUUGCGGUCAGCUGAAGAAGGAGCAGGGCGUACAUCGGCUCGAAGCCAUGCUGUAUGCGCUGGACCGCGUGAACGCUGACCCGGAGCUGCUGCCCGGUGUGCGCCUGGGCGCGCGGUUGCUGGAUACCUGCUCUCGGGACACGUACGCGCUGGAGCAGGCGCUGAGCUUCGUACAGGCGCUGAUCCAAGGCCGUGGCGACGGCGAGGAGGCGAGAGUGCGCUGCCCUGGGGGCGUCCCUCCGCUGCGAGCUGCGCCCCCGGAGCGAGUGGUGGCGGUCGUGGGCGCUUCGGCAAGCUCGGUCUCUAUCAUGGUUGCUAAUGUCCUGCGCCUGUUUGCGAUACCCCAGAUAAGCUAUGCCUCCACGGCGCCAGAGCUCAGCGACUCCACACGCUUCGACUUCUUCUCCCGAGUGGUGCCACCUGACUCCUACCAGGCCCAGGCUAUGGUGGACAUUGUGCGGGCACUGGGAUGGAACUAUGUGUCUACUUUGGCCUCUGAAGGCAACUAUGGCGAGAGCGGUGUUGAGGCCUUUGUGCAGAUUUCCAGGGAGGCUGGGGGGGUCUGUAUUGCCCAGUCCAUCAAGAUUCCCAGGGAACCAAAGCCAGGAGAAUUCAACAAGGUGAUCAGGAGACUCAUGGAGACACCCAACGCACGAGGGAUCAUCAUCUUUGCCAAUGAGGAUGACAUCAGGAGGGUCCUGGAGGCAGCACGCCAGGCCAACCUGACUGGGCACUUCUUGUGGGUUGGCUCAGACAGCUGGGGAUCCAAGAUCGCACCCAUUCUGAACCUAGAGGAUGUGGCUGUGGGGGCUAUCACUAUCCUGCCCAAAAGGGCCUCCAUUGACGGAUUUGACCAAUACUUUAUGACUCGCUCCCUGGAGAACAACCGCAGGAAUAUCUGGUUUGCUGAGUUCUGGGAAGAAAAUUUUAACUGCAAACUGACCAGUUCAGGUAGCCAGUCAGAUGAUACCACCCGCAAAUGCACAGGUGAAGAACGCAUCGGCCAGGACUCUGCCUACGAGCAGGAGGGGAAGGUGCAGUUUGUGAUUGAUGCCGUGUACGCCAUUGCCCACGCCCUCCACAGCAUGCACCAGGCGCUGUGCCCUGGGCAUAUAGGCCUGUGCCCAGCAAUGGAACCCACUGAUGGCCGGACACUGCUACAGUAUAUUCGAGCUGUCCGCUUUAAUGGCAGCGCGGGAACCCCAGUGAUGUUCAAUGAGAAUGGAGAUGCGCCCGGGCGAUACGACAUCUUCCAGUACCAGGCAACAAAUGGCAGUGCCAGCAGUGGCGGGUACCAGGCUGUGGGCCAAUGGGCAGAGGUCCUCAGGCUGGACGUAAGUGGCACAGACCAAGGUCUGGGGGUAGGUGAUGGGCCCUUAAUUCCUGGUAGUAGAGGUCACUGGCCUGUUUCAUCUAUCCAGGUGGAAGCCCUGCAGUGGUCAGGCGACCCACGCGAGGUUCCCAUUUCCCAAUGCAGCCUCCCCUGUGUGCCCGGUGAGCGUAAAAAGAUGGUGAAGGGUGUUCCCUGUUGUUGGCACUGCGAGGCCUGCGAUGGGUACCGCUUCCAGGUGGAUGAGUUCACCUGUGAGGCCUGUCCCGGGGACAUGAGGCCCACGCCCAAUCACACCGGCUGCCGCCCCACGCCCGUGGUGCGCCUGACCUGGUCCUCCCCCUGGGCUGCCCCGCCCCUCCUCCUGGCCGUGCUGGGGAUCAUGGCCACCACCACGGUGGUGGCCACCUUUGUGCGGCACAACAACACCCCCAUCGUCCGCGCUUCUGGCCGCGAGCUCAGCUACGUGCUCCUCACCGGUAUCUUCCUCAUCUAUGCCAUCACCUUCCUCAUGGUGGCAGAGCCGGGGGACGCCGUCUGUGCCGCCCGCAGGCUCUUCCUGGGCCUGGGCACCACUCUCAGCUACUCCGCCUUGCUCACCAAGACCAACCGCAUCUACCGGAUCUUUGAGCAAGGGAAGCGCUCGGUCACACCCCCGCCUUUCAUCAGCCCCACCUCGCAGCUCCUCAUCACCUUCAGCCUCACCUCCCUGCAGGUGGUGGGUGUGAUAGCAUGGCUGGGGGCCCAGCCCCCACACAGCAUUAUUGACUACGAGGAACAGCGGACGGUGGACCCGGAGCAGGCCAGAGGGGUGCUCAAGUGUGACAUGUCGGAUCUGUCUCUCAUCGGCUGCCUGGGCUACAGCCUCCUGCUCAUGGUCACGUGCACUGUGUAUGCCAUCAAGGCUCGCGGUGUGCCUGAGACCUUCAAUGAGGCCAAGCCCAUUGGCUUCACCAUGUACACCACCUGCAUCAUCUGGCUGGCUUUUGUGCCUAUCUUCUUUGGCACUGCCCAGUCAGCUGAAAAGAUCUACAUCCAGACCACUACACUGACUGUGUCCUUGAGCCUGAGUGCAUCGGUGUCCCUCGGCAUGCUCUACGUGCCCAAGACCUACGUCAUCCUGUUCCAUCCAGAGCAGAACGUGCAGAAGCGGAAGCGGAGCCUCAAGGCAACCUCCGCUGCGGCCGCCCCACCCAAGGGCGAGAACGCAGAGGACCCCAAGUAGCAGGGUGGUGUGUGAAUGGGGCUGGCUGCUCUCUCUUCUCCUCUGUCCCCCGCUUCCUAGUGGGAGCUGUAGAGUCUGGGUCCACAGUGAACAAUCAGAGGCAGAGUUUAUGAAGCCCAUACCCAGCACAGAUGGGCUGGCCUUAAAAAAGAACUGGAGCCUCACUUUACAUUUGAGCUCUGCUUUUCUAUGUAUGUUGGCUUCAUAUUUCCUUCCUGCAGAUCAGACUUUCUACGCAAGGUAGGAAAUAGUUACUGACAGAAUUCUACCUCUAGAGAGGGACUAAACUCACUCUCUGGUUUGAAGUUCAGAGAUCAUGAUUAAGCCCCAGGGUGAGUUUCCACUCCUCAAACAACCACCGUAACCUGAGGAGUGGGCAUUGCGUAAGACCCUGUCAAUCCCAGGAUGAACUCCGGGGUUGGAGUUAAGGGGAAGCAGUCUCCAAUGAGAGGACACCUAUGGGUCUGUACUCCGACCUGAGUAACUUGGGCUCCAGUAAUACUCUGCUCCUAUAGAGGGACAAACCCUGGGGAGAGCGACCUGUGAGCAGAGAUGGAGCUGUGGCAGACACCAAAGUGAGCCAAGAAAUUGGUGCACACUUUCCCGUGGGAUCUUUUCCCAUGUACACUCCCUUAAAUUGCCCAACCUUAAGAAAUUCCAAUGCACUUCUGUGGGUUAGUGGUGUGAGGAACAGGAUGGUAUUUGCUGCCCUCUGAUGGCUGUGUGGGGUUGUGUUCAGGAGGUCCCCGUAGGGACCAAUGACGAGUUGUCUCUAGGGUGAGGACUGAUUCCAAGCACAUAACAUAGGAUGAACACAAACAUGUUUCUUUCCCAAUAUUUUCUGGGAGGUCGUUUUGGAAAGGUGAGCAUGAGGCGUGGGGAGGAAGAUGCUUGGAGUACAAGACACAUGGGAGUUUAGUUUCUGAUACUCUUGAAAACAGCUGGGUUUCAGUUAUGGAACUUUGUUUCCCUGGGGGAAUUUAAAUGUAUUAAGUUGACUUUGGUUUACCAUGGAUUCUCUAGCAUUUAAUGUCUGGAACUAAUUUGUCGACACUGAAGAACACUUCAUGCAGAUUCUCUGAUGCACCAUGAGUUUUUGACCUUGGGGCUCAGUGAUUCUACGUUCUGAAAUUAACAGGGCUUCUCUUCAGAAUAACAUUUCAGGUGUACAGAUUCUCCUUCCUUACUUUUGUUGUGUUCCUGGGGUGUUCCAUAGUGUGAAUUAUGAAGUUUCAUUUAUUGCUGUCAAAAUUCAUUUUGUAGGACUUCUUUCCUGUGUGGGUAACCUCAUGUGUAAUGUUUUCUUGGUAAAAGCCUUUUCAACAUUAGUGCUUUGAUAGGGUUUUGUUUUCCUAUAUAUUUAGAGUAAAUGAGCUCUGAUCUCCAAAUGAAGUUUUCCUCAACUGUUUCUUCCAAUAUAAAUUCUCUGAUGUACUGAGUUUUGAUUUAUAGUUUUUUCUUCCCCUGAUAUUGGAGCACUUUGUCAUUGAGCUACAUCCCCAGCCCUUUAAUUUUUUAUUUUGAGACACGGUCUCACUAAGUUGCCAAGGCUGACCUUGAACUUGAAAUCUUCCUGUUUCAGCCUCCUGUAGACACUUUAAAACAUGUUUUUUUUUUGGUAAGGUUUUCCCCAUUCUAGACUCUGUUGACUUAAAGUUAGAAUGACUUCUUAGUAAAAGUAUUUUCAUGUUGACUGCAUUUUAGAAUUUCUCCCCAAUGUGAGAGGUUUCUUAUUUAUUCUGGAUUCUGGCCAAAGAUUUUCACAUACUCCCUACCCUCAUCCUCCCUGGCUCUUUGAUGGUAAUUGUUUUUUCUUCCCUAAGUGCUGGGGAUGGAACCCAGGAUCUAAUGCAUGCUAGACAAAUGCUCUACUUGUUGAACACUGAACAGUGCCCCAGUCCCUGAUGGGAACUCUCUGAAUGAGUUCCCACUUCCUCUAUGGGCUCUGUCACAUGCAGUUUACUUGCAGGUUAUCUCCACAACAUGAACUAUUUUGUGUACUGUGGGGCAUCCUCUAUUAUUAAAGGGGUUCUCAUAUUUAGUACAGUCAUGGGGUUUCUCUCCUUUCAGAAUUCAAUGCACUUCAAAGGGAUAAUUUCUAUAAGAGGGCUUUUCCAUAUUCAGUGUAUAUAAAAUUUCCUCCUUUCCUCUUUGUGUGUGUGUGUUUGUGUGUUUUCACGGGAGGCCUGACAAUACCCUAAAGAUUUCCCCAUAGUUUUUUGCUGCCUAGUUUUGAAUUCCCUGAUGUUCAAUCAAACUAACUCCUGAAUAAAGUUGCAUUUUUUUCAAAG
Molecule: messenger RNA, 5256 nt
Organism: Ictidomys tridecemlineatus (thirteen-lined ground squirrel)
Lineage: Eukaryota; Metazoa; Chordata; Mammalia; Rodentia; Sciuridae
Gene: Grm6
Product: glutamate metabotropic receptor 6
Biological process (GO): G protein-coupled receptor signaling pathway
Cellular component (GO): membrane
Molecular function (GO): G protein-coupled receptor activity
Source: RefSeq, a predicted model, not a curated record